AAAUAAUAUUCCAAAAAUAUAUAUCUUAUAUAUUAAAACAGAAGUCACAACCUUGAUUCAUGUGUGUUUUUAAAAAAAAAUAGAUCUAAUGAACAUAUUCCUAGAUCUCUAACUAGGAUUAUAUUUUCAUUCUACAGAGGGCGCAGAUUGACAGGUGAACGUAAGCUUCUCAUAAUCAUAAUUAACUUUUAAAUGGCUAAAUCAUGAUAUAAAAUCGAGCUGACAUAGUUUCAUUGUAACCAAAUAGUAGGCCUGAGAUUCUUCGGCCUAAACGUUAAGUCCUUAUACGAUAAGUGACUUUUUGACCUAAAAUAUUUUUAAAAGUGGGAUUAGCUUAUUUGUAAACAAAUUAUGUAAUUAACAAAAAAAUUGUUAAAAAUGGUUCAAGGGUCAAAAAUAUUAAUUCGAUCAAGAAUAUAAAUUUUAUUUUCCCAUACGAUAUUUCUUAAAUAAUUUUCAUAUAAAUUCACCAUGCGUAAGGCGCAUGUCUUAUCUUAGUAUAAGCUAUUAUUGGUCACCAUGGCUUAAUCGCUGAAAAGAUUGGGGUUGGUUCGUUUCUCCAUCCAGAUGAGUCAUCUGGAUGGAGAUGGGAAUUUUGUUCGCUUAGACAUAAAAAGUACAAGUCAUUUGGAUGGCUCAUUUGGAUGAAUUUAAAAAUUUAGGCUUAAUUUUGAAAAUGAGCUGGCUGAUUCAAAUUGGACCAUCUGGAUCAAGAUGGUUCUCUCAAAAUGGUAUAGUGUCUAUUAUACCCCUAUAUAAUUUACAAAUUACAAACUUAAACCUAAUAUAAUUUUGUUACUCAUGAAAAAUGACAAAACCACAAAACACAUUUUCCCACAAAAAUCACAAAACGUUUUUUUUGUCAAAACCACAAAACGCAAUUUUUCCGCCGAAGUUGCAUUUUUCGUCAAAAACGCACUUUCCCGCUGAAACACAUUUUCUCGUCGAAACCACAAAAAUGCACUUUCACAUCAAAACACAUUUUUUCAUCAAGACUGUCAAAAAGCACUUUUCCGCCAAAAUCGCAUAACACACUUUCCCGUAAAAACGUGUUUUCUCGCAAAAGCCGCAGUAAUGCGCUUUUCCGUCAAAACCACAAAAAUGUGUUUUCCCAUCAGAUUUGUAAAAACGUCUUUUUUGCCAAAACUGCAAAAACUUGUUUUCCCGCCAAAACCAUAAAAACGAGUUUCCCACCAAAACCAAAAACACAUUUUUCCGCCAACAAAAAAAAACGUGUUUUCCUGCCAAAACGGCUUUUCCCGCAAAAAGUGUUUUCUCGCCAAGACCGCAAAAACGCAUUUUCCACCAAAAUGUGUUUUCUUGCAAAAUGCGUUUUCCCGCCCAAAACGAAUAACAGAUUUUUCGCCAAAACCUCAAAAAUGUGUUUUUCGCCAAAACCGCAAAAACGCGUUUUCUCACCAAAACCGCAAGACUCGUUUUACCGCCAAAUCCGCCAAAACGCAUUUUUCCACCAAAACCGCAAAAAGUGUUCCCGCCAAAACCGAAAACAUAAAACUGCCAAAAUGCUAAUUUAAAAAUAAGUUCAGUAUAAAAAUAUUUUAGACUAAAUAAUAAAAAUUAGUAUAGCUAAAAUUAAUAAAAAGUAUGAUUAAAUCAAAACAAUGGUAUUUUGUAAUUUGUUUAUUAAACUCAUCUAGAUGGAAAUAAAAAUAAAGAAACGAACAUAAAUUCAUCGAAAUGGCUCAUUUGGAUGGAGAAACUAACAACCUCUUAAAAUCUGGAUGAAUCACAUAGAUGAAACAGUUGAAUGGAGAUGAUAGAUGAAGAAACGAACAGCCCCUAAGCUGUGGAAAAAUUAAACUGGAGAAAAAUUAAGCUGCAUUUUUUAUAAAAUUGACUGAAUGACGGAAUACAUGUUGGAUAGAUCAGAAUAUUUGAUAUGUUAUUCAUUUUGUUAUAAGAAAAACAAAUAUCUACAAACUAAUUAUUACAAAAUGUAAAAAAACUAAAUUUAUUAACAAUAUAUUAGUUCUUAUUAUAAAUAUUUUACUUAUCUUUCAAUAUGUUUUAGUAAUAGAAUGAUAUUUUAUAAUAUUAUAAGACAAUUUAUAGUAUAACUUUAUUUACAACAUAACUAUUUAUCAUUAAAAAAAUUAUUGCUAUUAAUUUAAAAUUUGAAAAUAGUAUUGGCAUAUAAUUUAAUAAUAUAAAAGUGUUGAUUUUGUAAAUAUGUUUUCACUUUGUUAUAAUAAAAUCAAAUAUCAAGAAUUAAACUAAUUAUUACAAAAUGUAAUAAUCAACAUUUACUGUAAAUUAGAAUUAAAUAUUAUUUUCUAAAUUAAAAUUUUCAUAAUUCAAUAAAUCUAAAUUUUAAAAAAACUCACAUAGAAAGAUAUAAACUUACAAAUAAAAAAAAUCAAACUUUUAAUUUAAGCAUAUUCAGUUUAGUUGGAAAAUAUAUGGGAGUAAAUCUAGAUUUUGAAAAUAUUAUAGAUGGCAUAUUUUGUGCCAAAAUUUGAACAUCUGUUUAUAUUUUAAACAUAUAUUUUUUAAAAUAAAUUCAAGCAAAUGUAAUAUUUUGAAAAUAAAUCGGAGCAACUCUAGAUUGAGAUCUUUAUUAUUAAAAUUUUAAUAUUGCUUUAACAAGGUUUAUAGCAACUUAACAAAUAUGCUUUCAGAAUAUCCCUCCAAAUGCUCACUAUUUACUAAAUAUUUCCAGUAUAUAAAAAUAUAUUUUACAUUGUAAUAUGGCCAUUGUAUUGAUUUAUAUUUUAUCAUUGAAAAAGUAUUUACAAAAUUCAUAGUUAUAACAUUAAAAUACUUAGAAUAUUCUGUAAUUAUUAUAUGAAUAUUUACAACGGUUUUAAUAUGAUAAUACACUUCAUAUUUUUUAUAUAAAAUAUAUCAUUAAAUUUUCUAACUCACUUAUUUAUCAAAUAUAAAAUUGGUUGUACGAAAUAUGCGAAAACAGAAAUCGAACCAAGCCGAAUUGAACUCAUAAUUUUAUCGGGUUCUAAACAUUGCUAUAUGAACCAAACCAAAAACCAAAACUAAACUCAAAUUGAUAAAUAGUUGAACCGUUUUCUUGAACCAAAAAACUGAAAACCAUAACUGAACUGGAAUCAAAUCAAUACAAAACAAAAAAAAACUGGAGCCGAGCCAAAAACCGAUAGCCUGAGUAAACGGAAGAGUUCAUAAAUUUACCAAUAAAAUAUGAAAUCUAGUAAUGUUGUUUAAACCACUAAUGGACCUUCUAUAGAAUAAAAUCUAGAUAUUUUACAAAUGUUGAGUGUGAAAAGAAAAUAAUGUAUUUUUUGUAUUGACUAGCAAAUAUUUUGACUCACAACGUUCAGUUAGGAAAUUAAUUAAUGAUAUAUUGAAUAGUAUCUUUAAAUUAAGGUUUAUCUAAGCUUUCAUUUCAAUAAACAAACAAAAUAUUACUACAUUGUUUUUUAUUGUAGCACCAAAGAAAGCAAAUUAUGGCAACUAAUUUAAUCUAUUAGAUAUUUUUUGGUUAUAAAUAGGUUUAACAUUGACAUGCAAAUACAUCAACAACAACAACAAAAAAUCAAAGAAAAAACAAUAGAAUGACUAAGUUCAUUACAGUCUUGAUUGUAUUCAGCUUUUUGUUUGCUACUCAGUUUUCCAAUGCAAAUGAAUUAGAAUAUUCAUCAGAGUCUAUCCACACGGAAGGAGGAGAGGGUUCUGUAAAAAUUGGAGAUUGUCCGGCGGCAUGUGAUGUUCGAUGUUCAGCGACAUCCCACAAGAGUGCUUGUUUGAUGUAUUGCAACCAAUGUUGUAAGAAAUGUUUGUGUGUACCAUCAGGAACAUACGGAAAUAAACAAGAAUGUCCUUGUUAUAACAACUGGAAGACCCAAGAAGGUGGACCAAAAUGUCCAUAAUUGUCAAAAUAUAAAAAGAGAAAACAAUUUUAUAUCAAUAUAUGUAAAUUUUAUGGUUAUUAUUACUUAUGAAAUAAAUUGAAAGUUUUAUUUAACUAUAGUGAAAAUCUAUUACAAAAACUAUUUAACUGAAAAGACGAAAAUAUAAUUAAAUAUUAAGCAAAUAAUGUUUUGAGAAAAUCUAAGAGAAAGUGUAUAAACUAUUGAAGCAUACACAAAAAGGCCCAACAUAAAACUCAUGACAUAACCAAAAGUCAUAUUAAAUGAUACUAAAUGAAUUAAUUUUGGGAGUACACCUUUGGAAAAUGGGGUACCUCAAGUUUUGGUGUCAUUUUCACAAAUUCUUUUAAUAGUAAAAUUUAAUUUAAUUUACUUUUACUUAAUCUCACAUACUCUUAAUGAAUUAAUAGAAUUCAUUUUUGCCCCUAUGUUAUAUCCUUCAAAUUCAAAUUUCAAAUUUUAGAUCUCAUUAGUCGAGAUAUAACUUGGUAUAACUAGAGUUUUAGUCAUACCAAGUUACACUCCCGUGAUGAUAGAAGGUGGCAAAAUUAUUUUCUGGGUUGUAGUUCUACUUUUGUGUUUUUCAUAUUUUUUUGUAACCGCAUAAAUUUGUACAUUGAAAAAGGAUGAACAUAUAGACAAAGAACAAGAGAAUUGGAUGAAGUAUGAGCAGGACGAAGAACAAGAAAAUCUGAUGAAGAAGGAGGAGCAAAUCAAAGGAAGCGGAUGAACAGAUAGAAGAAUAACAAGAUAAUACAAUAAGAAGAAAAGAACACUAAAGCUAUCAAACUUAAGAAAACAAGAUUUGUACGUCACAAUAUUUGAAUCCACAAAACGUAAAUAUAAACUAUCAUUACGUACAGGUUAUGUUCUAUUUUUUUUAUCAGUUAUGCUAUUACAAACUACGAGAAAUAUUACAUAGACGAUAUUAAAACUGAAAAAUCUACUUGUCUUAUGAGGAUUUAGGUCUGACUGCAUCACUCCGAAGCCGCCGUAUGAGAUCCAUUUCUGAUGGUACUCUUUGCGCCAUGCUGAAGAUCUCUGGUAAGUCUUUUCUCGAUUAUUCUACGUCUUUGCUGGGAAUCGAAACUCAAACCUCAUGGUGUACAAGUUAUAUUCUCUAUGAACUUAACUAUUUUAUGAAAAAACUCGAUCAACACAUCAAUAUAAAUAUACAAUUAAACCGUAAUUUGCUAAAUCUUAUAUUUCCAAUACACAUAUCAUAAAAUUAUUACUUAAAUUUAUUUUAUUCAUAACUAUAUGUCUUAUAAUAUAAUUGGCACCAUAUGCCAGAAAAUCAUUUUGAUCCCACAUACAAAUCAACAUUUACUAUGAAUCAUAAUUUAUAUUCCUCCUAUUUUUGAUUGUGUAGUACUGAGCUAUAUAGUAUAUGUAAAUUAGAAUUAAAUAUUAUUUUCUAAAUUAUAUUUUUCAUAAUUAAAUAAAUCUAAAUUUCAAAAUCUUUUCAUAUAGAAAGAUAUAAACUAACAAAAAAAAAUUCAAAUUUUAAUUUAAGCAUAUUCAGUUUAGUUGGAAAAUAUAUGGGAGCAAAUCUAGAUUUUGAAAAUAUUAUAUAUGGCAGAUUUUGUUCCAAAAUUUAAAUAUCUGUUUAUAUU
Molecule: messenger RNA, 5479 nt
Organism: Brassica rapa (field mustard)
Lineage: Eukaryota; Viridiplantae; Streptophyta; Magnoliopsida; Brassicales; Brassicaceae
Product: gibberellin-regulated protein 12-like
Source: RefSeq, a predicted model, not a curated record